Guillardia theta CCMP2712 is the source of this 1032-nucleotide messenger RNA. RefSeq lists its product as hypothetical. The transcript has 3 exons. The coding region runs from base 1 to 1032 and encodes 343 amino acids. NCBI's taxonomy places the organism in Eukaryota, Cryptophyceae, Pyrenomonadales, Geminigeraceae. The record is from RefSeq and is a predicted model, not a curated record.
AUGGUUGAGACAGGAGCAUACGGCAGCGCUAAGAAAGAAUGCAGCACUUACGCAUGGGGCAUGAACACGUCAGGGCAACUGGGUCUAGGACAUGUUGAGCAUUCCUUUGCCUUGCGUCCGAUUGAAAACUUGACGAGCAUUCGCAUCCGUCAAGUCGCUUGCGGUGCAUUUCAUACUCUUCUCUUGAGCGAUGGAUCCGGGCUCAUCUCCUUCGGGAACAACAAGAAUGGUCAGCUGGGAAACGGCACGUUUGAAUCGUGCUCGACUGCUCAGUUCCAGAGAGUCAUGGUGAAGCAGAUUGCAGCUGGUUAUGACCACAGCCUGGCACUCCUCGAUGAUGGAACGGCUCUGGGCUGGGGCAACAACAAAUGGGGGCAGCUCGGUCUCGAUGCCUUGACCUUAGACCCUGAGAUGCUUUCCUUCAAAGGCGUUGUGCACAUGUCUUGUGGGUAUGAUCAUUGCUUUGCGAUUGUGAGUGCUCAAGGAAGAAGGAACGUGCUUGGCUUUGGAGCCAACGGUUUCGGACAGCUUGGUUUAGGCAACACUUCUGAUGUGGCUAUUCCAACCCCAGUCGACAAGGUGACAAGGGUUGGCAUCCAACAAGUGGUAUGCGGGGGCAAUCACACUAUGGUCCUUUCCAAGGACAAAGUCUACGCGUUCGGCAGGAACGACUUCGGUCAGCUUGGCUUGGGAGAUACUGUUGAUGUCUCGUCCCCUCAAGAAGUCCGCAGCUUGUCUCGAUUACCCAAGCUCAAGAUGAUCUCGUCUGUUGUCUGUGGAGCAAGUCACAGUCUCUUCCUGACUGUAGCUGGAGAGCUGUUGGGAUGUGGACGGAAUGAUCUUGGUCAGCUGGGGCUCGGAAAUGAAACCGUCAAAGUGACUCUUCCUCUUCCCAUCCUGACACGCGAGGUGACCUCUUGUGUUCUCUUGUUCUCUUCUGAUCUGUUGCCCAGCAACUCCGAGACAUCAAAGUCAUUCAGGUGGCCGCAGGCGAGCACACGCUCCUUCUGCUCAGCACGGGAGACAUCAUAG